This is a messenger RNA of Sitophilus oryzae (rice weevil), 2549 nucleotides long. It is a transcript of the gene KLHL18, whose product is annotated as kelch-like protein 18. Gene Ontology annotation, molecular function: protein binding. The coding region runs from base 192 to 1973 and encodes 593 amino acids. The transcript has 11 exons. The record is from RefSeq and is a predicted model, not a curated record. NCBI's taxonomy places the organism in Eukaryota, Metazoa, Arthropoda, Insecta, Coleoptera, Curculionidae.
AUUGAUCUCGCCCUUCGCGCCUGGUACAUUUGAACUAAUUCUGCAACAAGGAUUGACAGAAUGACAGAUGACUUAAAGUUAACCUCAAAACUUUACGUUCGUAAAAAUAAAAAAUAAAAACAUUUUAAUUGAUUUUAAUUAAAUCAAAACACUAUUGUUGUGAUAACUAUUUAGUUGAUAAAGACGAUAAAAUGGAUUGGAACAUUAGAUACGAUAUGCAUAGCGAUAACGAGUGUGAUUCUAACGAAAACGCUUUGACUACGAGAAAUGUACUGGAAAUGAACAGUGAAAAUUUGAUUUUUCAACAAAACGAUUUAUUCCCUUCGGCAUUCCCUUUGAUGGCCGAUAUUAGAAGACAAGGAAAACUAUGUGAUGUAGUCCUAAAGGUUGAAGGGCAACACUUCAGUGCCCAUAAAAUUGUCUUGGCUUCUACCAUCCCAUAUUUUCAUGCUAUGUUUAUGAAUGAUAUGGUCGAGUCCAGAAAUAAAGAAAUCGAAAUUAAAUGUAUUGAUGCCACUGCCUUAGAAGCAUUGGUAAAUUUUGCCUAUACGGGUAAAGUUGUUCUGGACAAAAAUAAUGUACAAAGUAUUAUGAUCGGUGCAUCUUAUCUACAAUUAAAUAAAGUCCGCGAUGCUUGUGCUAAUUACUUGUUACAAAGGAUUCACCCACAAAAUGCUCUAGGGUUCCGUCAUUUUGCAGAAUCUUUAGGUUCCUCGACAUUAGCCGAAUCAGCUGAAAAAUAUAUUGACUGGUAUUUUCAUGAAGUUUCUCAGCAUGAAGAAUACUUAUCAUUAUCCCUAGUUGAAAUUAAAAAUUUGUUAGGUAAAAAUGAUCUUAGAGUUGACAAUGAAGAACAAGUAUUUGAAGCAUGUAUGCGAUGGGUUAAGCACGACAUCGACAAUAGAAAAGAAUUCUUGCCAGAAUUACUGUCUCUAGUACGUUUGCCUCUUCUGUCACCUUUAUACAUUACUGAUCGAGUCAGGAAUGAGGAACAAAUAAGAUAUUCUAUACAGUGCAGAGAUUUAGUAGAUGAAGCUUUAACAUUCCACCUUAUACCUGAAAGAAGAGCACUAAUACAAAGUUUUCGGACCGAACCUCGCGUUUGCGAAGUUAAGGGAUACAUUUAUGUUGUUGGAGGCUUAAAUAGACAUGGCGAAUCUCUUUCGACUGUCGAAUAUUACGAUUCGAAAUUGGAGAAGUGGAACUUGGCUCCCGCAAUGUCAAUGAUGAGGUCGCGACUGGGCGUCGCUGUUAUUAAACAUAAACUCUACGCAUUCGGCGGUUAUAAUGGUAGAGACAGACUAUCCAGCGUUGAAGUUUACGACGCAUUGCAAAAGAAAUGGAGUAUGGUUACACCGAUGAUAUGUAAAAGGAGUGCCCUUGGAGCAACAGCACUGGCUGAUAUAAUCUACGUAUGCGGAGGUUAUGACGGAGUCACUUCUCUAAACUCCGUAGAAAGAUAUCAUCCUAGUACAAAUUCGUGGUGUUCGCUAGCUCCAAUGAACAAAUCAAGAAGCGCUGGUGCUGUUAUUGCUUGCCAAGGACAUAUUUAUGCACUGGGUGGCCACGACGGUCUCUCAAUAUUCGAUUCUGUUGAAAGAUAUAAUCCCACCACUAAUACAUGGAUCGAAGCGCCGCCUAUGCUUACCAAGAGGUGCCGAUUAGGAGUAGCUAUGCUUGGAGGAAAACUCUACGCUUGUGGAGGAUAUGAUGGAAGUUCAUUCCUUCAAACUGUAGAAAUGUUUGAUCCAAGAGCUAACAAAUGGACCUACGUUGCUCCCAUGAACGCUCAACGUAGCAGAGUGGCUCUGACAGCUAACAUGGGCAAACUGUGGGCAGUUGGUGGCUACGACGGCAUUUCAAACCUGGUGACCGUGGAAGUAUAUGAUCCGAAGCUGAACGAAUGGAAGUAUGCUGCAGACAUGAUAGCUCACGAAGGUGGAGUCGGUUUAGGUGUAAUUUCCAUUCCAUAAUUUUACGUUUUUAACUUGAACAGGUUAGAACUAAGCGGUAACUAAACAGGGAGGACCAAAAAUAUCGCAAGAAAAAUGUUUUUAUUGUAAUUACAUCUCUAUACAGGGUGGUCAGAAUUGUAUUCCGGAAAGUUCGGUAUCCUAUUCUGCAGAUAAAAAUAAGUAAAAAAUUGUUAUAAAUGAAUAUCCGAAAAUUCUUCCUUUUGAAAAAGUUUCAUUUUUAUUUCGAUUUUUUCUAAAUAAUUUCUGAACUAACACCGAUAUUUGGAUGAAAAUUAAUGUCUGGGUAUUUUUUGAAAUGAGAAAUUUGAUUUAGAUUAUUAAUAUGACUCCUACUUGUAAGGGGCGCCAACUAUAUGUUUUUUGAUGAGCAAUAACUUUUCGUCUGUACCUGUAUUACACUACUGACUGAAAAAUAUACAUUUCCGCCAUUUUUACGUGAAAUAGGGUCUCUUAGACCGAAAUAAUAAAUUUGGAAAUGUCUUGGUUUCAAAGAAAGGUUUAACAGAAAUUGUUUUAUCAUACUGUUUUUUUUUCAGAAAAAAAUAUGAUUAAAACUGUUUUAUCAUAGUUUUU